Suillus subaureus is the source of this 2868-nucleotide messenger RNA. Its product is annotated as atromentin synthetase. The record is from RefSeq and is a predicted model, not a curated record. The transcript has 6 exons. The coding region runs from base 1 to 2868 and encodes 955 amino acids. Gene Ontology annotation, biological process: biosynthetic process. Lineage: Eukaryota; Fungi; Basidiomycota; Agaricomycetes; Boletales; Suillaceae.
AUGGCACCCGUCGCAGUCACCGCUACUACAACCACUGAAUUCCUUGCAAACCUCAAGACAUCCCUUGUCUCUCCUCAACCUAAUACCCUCCACGACGCCAUCGCUCAAGCUGUCGACCGUUAUCCGUCGCACGAGCUUGGUUUCAUAACCUCCUCGGCACACGACUCCUCCAUCCAGACGAAGACCUUCAGCGCGUUCAACCAAUGUGUUCGCAACCUUGCACGUGCCAUGCUAGAGUGGGGAAAGCCCACAGGCUCAGUCGUCGUCGUGUACCUGACGGAGCACGAAGACAAUAUGGCUGCUGUAUGGGCGUGUCUGCUGGCAGGCUAUGUUCCCUGCUUGCAACCCGCGCUUAGCGCGCAACAGGCCCAUAAGGAGGGCCAUGUCGCCCACAUCAAGAACUUGUUCGGGUCUGCUACUUGGUUGACCAACGAGAUUGGGGCUGAGCAGAUCAACACCAUUUCUGGUCUGGAGGUUCACUUGCUCUCAGAAUUAAAGGCGUCGGCGGAGACAUUUACCGUCUCAGCUGACUGGGUCGCGUAUGAGGCUAAGCCAGACGACGAGGCGAUCCUGUUCCUGACCUCAGGGUCUACUGGAUUCUCGAAGGCGGUCGUGCACACGCACCGCACGAUUCUGGCGGCAUGCCGUGCCAAGGGGCAAAGCUACGGCCUGACUUCCGAAUCUCGAGUCUUGAACUGGGUCGGAUUUGAUCACGUCGCAGGAUCGUUGGAGAUGCACAUCACACCUCUGCUAUAUGGCGCUUCGCAACUCCACGUGCAUGCAUCCGCUAUCCUUGCUGAUCCUCUUCGGCUGCUCCGUCUGAUUGACGAAAAGUCGAUUGAACUGGCUUUCGCCCCGAACUUCUUGCUCUCCAAGCUCACGCGUGAUCUGGAGAAGCGCACCGACCUCUUCGGACACUUUGACUUGUCCUCCAUCAAGCGGAUCAACAGCGGUGGUGAGGCUGUCGUUUCCAAGACCGCGAAAGCGUUCGCUGGGACCAUGAAGCAGCUCAGCAAGAACCCCUCCGCUGUGUCGUUCGUCAUUUCUGCUGGGUUUGGAAUGACAGAAACUUGCGCCGGAUGCAUUUACGAUCCUGUGGAUGUCCUCGCAACGGAGCCUGCUCACGAGUUCCUUGAUCUCGGGCGACCCAUCAAUGGUUGUGAGAUGCGCAUCGUUGACCCCGCAGAUGGCUCCACCCUGCGCACAGACGGGGAGAGCGGCGAGCUCCAGGUUCGCGGACCAAUGGUUUUUGUACGCUACUACAACAACGCGGAGGCUACUUCCUCCAGCUUCGUUGAGGGAGGCUGGUAUCGCACCGGCGAUGUUGGCAUCAUCGAGAAUGGGGUGAUGCGCCUUAGCGGUCGCAUCAAGGACACCGUCAUCGUCCAUGGCGUCUCAUAUGGUAUCCCUGAGCUCGAGACCCACCUCCAGACCGUGGAAGGUGUCACGCACUCGUUCCUCGCCGCAGCUCCGUACCGCGCUCCUGGGCAGGAGACAGAGGGGUUCAUCAUUUUCUACUCGCCGACCUUCGACCUCGAUGGAGCAGACGCUUCCACGAAGCUGUUUGCCAUGCACAGGGCCCUUCGGGAUAUCUGUGUGAAGAUGAUCACCCUGCCGCCUCAGGUCAUCGUCCCUAUCCCUGUGAACCAGAUGGAGAAGACCACACUGGGUAAACUGUCUCGUGCGCGUCUGAUCAGUCUGUUCAAGCAAGGCCAGCUUGGUCAGCACAUCGCGCGCUCCGAGGAGCUUCUCAGCAAGGCACGAGGCGCCACGUUCGUCGCCCCGUCCACCGAGACGGAGAAGGCGCUUGCGAAGAUAUAUGCUGGCAUCUUCAACCUCGCGGAAAGCGAGAUGUCGGCGAGCGAUAACUUCUUCGAACUCGGUGGUACUUCCAUUGAUGUCAUCAGGCUCAAGCGCGAGGGAGAGGCACAUUUCGAUCUGCCCGAAAUCCCCACCAUCCAAAUCCUCAAGCACCCUGUCAUCUCGAGCCUCGCAAACUAUGUCGACUCUCUGCUCUCCAAGGACAGUCAGACUGAGGAGUACGACCCCAUCGUUCCCCUCCAGCUGACCGGAAACAAGACGCCCAUCUUCUUCGUGCACCCUGGUGUCGGGGAGGUUCUGAUUUUCGUCAACCUCGCGAAAUACUUCCAGAAUGAGCGUCCGUUCUACGCUCUCCGCGCUCGUGGUUUCGAGCCCGGCCACCCCUUCUUCACUUCCAUGGAUGAGAUGGUGUCGUGCUAUGCUGCAGCAGUGAAGAGGACCCAGGCGACGGGACCAUACGCCAUCGCUGGCUACAGUUACGGUGGUGUGGUCGCAUUCGAAGUUGCCAAGCGGCUCGAGGCCAUGGGCGAGGAGGUCAAGUUCGUCGGUCUGAUCAACAUCCCUCCUCAUAUCGCCGACCGCAUGCACGAGAUCGACUGGACAGGCGGGAUGCUCAACUUGUCGUACUUCCUCGGUCUCGUUUCGAAGCAUGAUGCCAAUGAUCUCGCUCCUGCUCUGAGACCGAUGACGAGGAAGGAGCAGCUCGAGGUGGUGUGGAAGCUGUCUCCCCCUGACCGUCUGGUCGAGCUGCAGCUGACGCCUGAGAAGCUCGACCAUUGGGUGGACAUCGCGGGAUCCCUGAUCGAGUGCGGAAAAGACUACAACCCGUCAGGCUCAGUUUCCGCAGUCGACGUUUUCUACGCCAUUCCUCUCCGCGGUAGCAAGUCAGACUGGCUGAACAAUCAGCUCAAGCCAUGGUCUGGGUUCAGCCGCGGCGAGCCAUCAUAUACCGACGUGCCUGGGCAACACUACACGCUCAUGGACUUUGACCACGUCCCGCAGUUCCAGAAGAUCUUCCGUGGUCGUCUGGAGGCUCGUGGGCUGUAA